This is a messenger RNA of Paramecium pentaurelia, 1721 nucleotides long. The record is from the annotation of a GenBank genome assembly. NCBI's taxonomy places the organism in Eukaryota, Ciliophora, Oligohymenophorea, Peniculida, Parameciidae.
AUGGAUUAAAAUUCUAAUUAUUUUUUCAAUUCUGCUUAAAAAGAAGAAACAGAAUUUUGGAAUAGAAAUUUUCAUAUUUUACUAAAUAAUCAUGAAAAUUUUGAUAUCUAAAAUGAUAAUUGUACUAGUUUUAAUAAGAGAAGUAAGAUUCUAAAAAAAUGGAUACCUCGACUUUAUUCUGUUCAAGGCAAUUAUUUAUUGUAUGGUGAUAGAGUAAACUUAUAUCAUUAUUAAGAAUCUCAAAGGUUUUAGAAAAUUAGAUUGUGUAUACUUAUUAUCUGGUCUAGUUGAAGGACCAUAUAAAUAUCAAUUAUAGUUGAUUUAUUGUGGAUAUGUUUUAGAAUUAUACACUGAUCAAAAGAAAGAUUACGACAGUUUUAAAGAAAUUCUAUAAUCUCAUUGUAUACUAACUGAUUUUCAUACUUAAUAUACAUUAUUAAGAUAAAUUGGAUUUGGAUCCAGUGCUUAAGUAAUAAUAUAUAUUUGAAUCUAGGUCUAUAUUGCUAGGAGUAACUACAAUCAAUAACUCUAUGCCAUUAAAAGAGUUCAAAAAAAUUAUUCAGUCAAACAAAAAAAAUAUGAGUAAGAAUAAGCUUUGCAUAAUGAAAUUCAAAUAAUGAAAGAACUUAAUCAUCCAAAUAUCAUUUCUUUCUAUUCAGUAUUUGAAACAAAUAGUACUUAUAAUUUUCUAUGUUUAAAGAACAUAUAAAUAUUGUUUUAGAAUUAAUACAAGGAGGAGAACUACUCAAAUAAGGAUAAUAUAAAAGUAUUAGAGAUGCAAGAAUUGUUGCUAAGUAAUUAGCUUUAUGUCUGGAUUAUAUGCAUUAGAAAGGUAUUAUGCAUAGAGAUUUGAAACCAUAAAAUAUCUUAUGUAAAUCUAAUUCUCUUGAUGUUUUAAUUGCUGAUUUUGGUUUGGCUACUUAUAUUAAAGCAUAAAAAUAAUAAUAUUAUCGUUGUGGAACUACUGGUUAUGUUGCUCCAGAAAUAUUAAUGUAUAAAGAAGGUUCUAAGAUGUACAAUGAGAAAUGUGAUAUCUUUAGUCUAGGAGUCAUCUUCUAUUAAUUGUAUCUAUUCAAAUUUAUAAGAAUUUUCAAUACUCAUCCCUUUAAAGAUAGUACUAAAGCUGGAAUGUUAAAGAGAAACUUAGCUGCUGAUUAUAAAUUAGAUGAUCAAACUAAAGUUCCUCCAAGUUGUAAGGAUCUUAUUGCUUCUAUGUUGAGAUUGAAUCCAAAAUAAAGACCUUCUGCAUCUUAAAUCUUAAGACAUGAUUUCUUUAAUGAAGCAUUAAAUGAAUUAUCUUAUCCAAGUUUGAUUGGAUCUUUUCAAGAGUAAUUCAUAUUAUUAUAAUUAGUAUAAGUGAUCAUAAGAAAUCAGGUCAGUCUUUUAAUUCUUAAAUAGGGGAAUUGAAAUUAUCUACUUUCCAAAAGAAUGGGUAAGUGUCUAUUUUCGAAAAAAUGCCACUAAAUAUUAAAUCUGCAAAUUAGAGUAUGGAAUUCAAGGAAUUAUCACCUCUAUGGAAUAAGAAAAUUACACUUUAAUAACCACUUACAUAACCUAGAUCUAAAGCUUAAUCUAUGUAUUCGAAUAAAAACCUAGAUAAUAAUAGAGGUUAAAAAGUAUCUAUAUUUCGACAACAAUCCAAAAAUUCAGAAAAUGAUAUUGAUUAUCAUUAAUUUCCCUAUUAAACCAUAAUCAAUAGAUGUACUAUUAAAAACAAAUGA